GGUGAAUAAUAUCGUAUCUGUGUAAUUUACUAUUUAUAAAUCCUGCACAUGCGUAAAUCCAUUUUAUUCCUUACAAACAUGGCGGAAAUGAGUCCUGGGAAAUAUCAAAAACCUAGAUAAAACUCAAACAUGGAGCACAAGGUGCAGCUUGAGAACGUAAAAUACAGAAACUGGGUGAGGGCAGGUCUUGGGAUAAAAUACGUAAAAGAAGGCUUGGAACCAUUCUGCGACCAUCUUGUUAACCAGCAGCAUAUUGCUAUCUUAGAUAAAGUUAAACAGAAACACAAUCUUCCGGCAGUGACAUGUGGACUUUGCGACGUACGCAUACUUCAGCCUGAUCAUGUCCAACUCAAAACUAGGCAGUGUCCUCUUGGUCAAAUUUACUGUAAUUGCCUACAUCCACGCGGGAAAAUUUCAUGUCCAAACAAAGUAUGUGGUGCCAUCUACGAUGAAAUAAUUCAACUCCAUGCUUCAACCCCGCCUGCUCCAAACUGGAAAAACACGGACGCACAGCAAUGGUGCACUGAACCGUGGGCUAUCGCAAAGUGUUUCGUAAAUACUCCGGGAUAUGAAGCAAACAAAAGUAGAGCGGCAGAGUUUGAUUGUCUUGGCUUGUUGCAUGUGCUGAUAAACAACUUCGAUUUUCAUCAACACAUCAAGUGUGUGAUAACUGGUACAGAUGUUUUCUCAAGGGUACGCAUGUCUAGAAACGCUAUAUUUCAUUCUAACAGUAUGGAACAAGAAGACGCUGAGGUUAACAGUUAUAUAGAUGAUAUGAUAGAACUGUUGGAAGAUGAAACCGAAAUUAAACACAGACAAGAAUCUAAAGAUGCUGUCAAAAAUCUAGUAGAGCUAAAGCAGGAUGGUUUCAUUAUAUCAACAAAAGAUGAGGCCGAAAUCCGUCGUGUUGCCAUGGCUGCAAUCAACGAGAAGGAAAAAGAGCUUGAAAAAACGGUAGUUGAUGCAGGAAAUGAACUUAGAAAUACAGCUGCUGAAGGAAAACGCGAGCUUCAGGUGAAAGGUUUAGAUAUUAAAUCUGAACUCGAGGCGACAGGACAUAACAUCCGGAAGGAAUUGGUGAUGAAAGGAGAUGCAAUAAAAACUGCAGCUACUGAAGGCAUAAAUGUUGUCGCGGAGAAAGGUUUAGAUAUUAAAUCUGAACUCGAGGAGACAGGACAGAACAUCAGAAAGGAAUUGUUGAAGAAAGAAGACGAAAUACGAUCUACGGCUUCCGAAGGCAAAAUCGAUAUUGAGGGAAAAGGUUUAGGUAUCAAAGAUGAACUCGUGCAGACAGGAGAGAAACUUGAACAACAACUAACCCAAAUAAAAAAUCAGCUGACGAUGAAAGGAGUAGAAACAGAAGCGAAUCUAGAUCAGAAACUUCAAGAAUCAAAGUUGGAGUUGGACCGUAAACAUAAAGUUAUACUAGAUAAUUUAGAACACAAAUAUCCAUCUCAAUCGGGAUUGGAAACAAGAAACCCCAAUAUGGAUAGAAAGGGCUUAACUGAAGGUUCGAGGACGGAUUAUACUGACUGUAAACAAGAAGCUGAGAAUAGCAAGAAGAAAGCAGACUUUCAGGUAAAGCUGAUCAAACGAUAUGAAAAGUACAUCGGAAAGGUAUCUUCCGUGCCUCUAAAACCGCAUAGAAAGCAGAGGAAUGUAAAUGAUGUGUAUGUUCGUCCCUGGAUGACUGUAGAAAUAAAGAAUGAAAAGUCUAAAGAAUGGGAAGAAGUUGAGAUAUCUAUGCACGAAGUGGUCAGAAAUAAAGAAAAGCCCGCCAAAUACAUCUACGUAAUCGGAGACGCUGGUACGGGGAAAAGCAUGUUUUGUAAAAUGCUUGUGCAUUUCUGGUGUAUCGCUCAUUCGAAUCAAGAAAUCAGUUUAGACAAAUCUGACAUUAUGAUAGUAAAAGAAAUGCAAAACUUUAAAUUCUUAUUUUAUGUUUUACUGCGAUACUCUUCCGAUUGUGACAGUAUAGAAAAAAUGUUAGAGAAAUCAUAUCAUGAUCCUGCGCUUGGAGAUAUUUUACAAAAUGAAUCAAGUAAAUGUCUUAUUGUACUUGACGGUCUCGAUGAAUGGAAACCAGAUAGAAUGCAUGAUUCGCAAUUUCUGACCCCAGGACUUCCAGGACGGGAGCUCGAUGCUGAUUAUACUAUAACAACUUCAAGACAAUGGAAAUUUGAUACCUUGCAAAUAAAUGAUACUGAGGUAGAUAAAAGAAUCAAACUACGCGGAAUAGAUACAUAUCAAAUGAAACGCUUCACUGAGAAAACAGUCAACAUUUUAAACGACAGUUUUCAACAAAGCAAAAAUGCAGAGAAAUGUCAAUCUGAUCUUCAAAGCAGACGACUUUCCGAUAUCAGCCACAUACCAUUGAUCUUGCAACAAUUAAUAUGUCUAUGGUUUGACGAUAAACUCCGAGAAAAUUCCAAGUAUGCUAUAUACAGUAAUAUAUUAGCGCUCUUUUUUGAAUGGAAUGCACUGAAGACGACUUCAAAAAAUCAAGAAUGCGAGAUAGCUACACAAGCACGUAUGGACGUUACACUUUUGCCUGACUACUUAUGUGAUGUCAAGGCCCUCCGAGAAAACAUCCGUGUUAUACAGUAUCUUUCACAGUUAGCGUACGAAACCCUUUUUGACAAAAACAAAGAAACCAAACUGACGUUCAGUAACUCAGCAUUAGAACGCCUGAACAUACCAAAUAAUGUUACAAAGUAUUGUUUGAACAUAGGCAUCUUAACAGAAGAGCAAGAUAUAAGUUUGUCUGCAAGUUCAAGUCAACAAACUUUAUUUUCAUUUUUUCACAAGUCCGUGCAAGAGUACUUAGCCGCUGUGUAUGUCGCUAGUCAGCUCAAAGAAAUGUUGAAGUCGCGGAAAUCAUUUCCGAAGAAUAACGAUGAUCUUGCAGACGUAUACAAAACGUGCUUAAGGAAAUACUUUGGCAGUUGCAAAACGGUUGUUGAUAUCUUAGAUCAGUCAAAUGUGUUUAUUAUGCUUUGUGGAUUAGAACCACAGCUGCUGACAAAUGUUAGUGAGUAUAUUUAUGACGUAACACUUGUUGAUGAAUUGGUUGUUGAGGAAAGAAACACAUUACCGAAACAUGAAUUUUCUUCGGAUCAUCAUAAUUUGAUAAAAGAUAUUCAAAUGUGCAUAUUUAUGUGUAUUGAAGAAGCUAUGUCAAGUGCGAAAAAUGUUCACACACCUGUGUAUAUUGCCGAUAUUUACGUUUCGAAUUCACCAGAAUCUGAUUUGCUACGGUAUUGUGAGUAUGUUGUUUCAAAAUAUGUUCUAUCGAUAGAUUUUGAACAUUUUUGGUCGGACAUGAAAGAAACUGAUAAAGAAACAGUUUAUCUUGCCGUGAAACAUCUUGGAAAAUGCGAUCAAUUGAAGGCUAUAAAAUCCAGCUUAAUUAGUGAUGACAGGAUUACUAAUGAAAUCACAAAAAUAAUUGAUACAAAUGUUUUUACGCUUGAAACUGUCAGUUUCUUAAAAACAGACAAGAAAAUCAUAACACAUCUUGUUUCGAUAUUACCGAAAAUGCAACAAUUAACUUCGCUUCAGAUGAAAGGGACUCUUUCCGACCGUAUUCCACAUGAUGUUUGUUUGUCGUUGUGUACAUACCUGAAUCAGAAUACAAGUCUUAAGCAUAUAGCGUUUGAUAUUAGUUGUGAGAAGUACGACAAACACAUGAUAGACCUAUCAAAACAUAAACAACUUCAGAAUGUUGAUUUUAAGUUUAGUUCAGUCUGUACGGUCAGUUGUAACAUUGACAAUCUAGAAACGUAUGAGCUUAGUAUUACAAGUGGUAACAUGAUGAAACAUGUGUAUAACAGUCUAUAUAAAGCAGAUAAAUUAACACAUAUUAAGCUGUCCCACGAUUAUUUUAUAUUCAACGAUUAUUCUAUGUUAGACGAUUUUUUUAUGUGCUCUUACGAAACUGAUACUGAAAGUCUUAUCAGACUGCUGUUGUCAUUAGUCAGUCUCAGUUCUCUAAUGUUAGUGAACUUUACUUUUACUGACAAUAUUAUAGCACGUCCGUGUGAUAUGAAGAAUCUGAAAAAUAUAACACUUAACCGUGUAACAAUGAGUAUGACAACGUAAUACAAGUUUAUAGACAGUCUUCCUGAGCUGCCACAAGUAGUAACGAUAGAAACAUUUCAAAUGAAAAUUAGAGAUGGGACAAUAUUUGAAUACAGAAUUUAUGAUAAAAAAGAGAAAGCAGCUGCACAUCAGUAUGUUAGGGAGAAAACAAAUUUAUUCCGCGUGACACGUGAUGAUAUCAUUGGUUUUUGUUUUACUACAAAGAAAGUGCGACUCUGAAUAUAAAUUUAUCAGAACGCAAAUCACGAUCACUUGAGUUGGCAUAAAUGUUGACAGUGUUUCAUGAAAAUAACGUGCAACAGAACUGUUUUAUAUCAAGCUUACAUUACAGCAUUUGUCGUAUGUCUGUUAAACAGUCAUUUUGUUUACAGAAAAAUGCAAAAAGUAUUUAUAUUUCUGAAUAGCUGUAAUUAAACGAAUUACAUUACAUCGUGCUUCAGAUGUUUCUAGUCUAUAUGUAUAGUUUUAUUUAACACACUCAAUCUACAUUAGAAACAUGUAUAUACAAUUAUGACAAAGACAGUUACUGGGUUAAUCACACAGUUCAUAUCUUAUAAGAAAUAGAAGGAAGUAAGUUGUUCUUUAGUUCAUAUUCAUAACUUAUCAAUUUGAAAAUGUUAACUGAUUAUUUUAUAUUUAAUACAUACUGUUUGUUUGAAAUAUUUUGACAUUUUAAUAUACACUUGAAGGCUCUUUAAAGCUGAAUUUAUACAAAAUGCCUUCGUGGUUAGGUUCUAGCCAUUAACUUUUUUCUAUGCUUGUUCUUCAGAUUGUCAAAUAGAAAUUGUAACAGUUGUCCGUAUUACUUUCCAUUCGAUAGGUGUUUCAAUGCAUGACAUCAGCAAUUAAUUUUCAUACAGCGAGUAUUAUGUUGAACUAAAGACAGGUCAAUAGUACAAACUAUGGACCGGCGAUUUAUUUUAAAUGUCAUGUAACAAUUUGCCAUGGAUAUUGGAAUCCUGUAGUAGAUCUAAAGAUUUAUUGAUAUCUACUAUUGUAGUAAAGAAUGCGAUGAAGUGCAACAUUUCAAACUGUUUUAAUGGAAAGUCUUCUACAGCUUUAAUAAAUAUUUUACUUCUAUUUAACUGUUUGCCGGUAAAUAGCAAAGACUAUUGCCCGAAGUCCGUUAAGACAUCAGAAGUAAAUUUCAGCCAAAUAUGGUUUCAAUGCGUGACUUUUGCACCAAGAAAUAUGGUGUUUAUUUUUAGAUUCGUCAAGUAACAAAAGCCUGGACACUCUAUUUAUAGAAAUAGCAGUGUGAUAAAAUCUGAUGUCACAUCUCUUUCAUGCAUACAGUUUAUGUUAGUUUUUUUCCCUUUUUAGGGCAUAGUCAUCAUAUCACAAUGAAAUUUAUUCCAGGGGUUUUGUAAAAUUUUGCAUUCAUGAACAGUUAGUUUAAAAAAAUAAUAAUAAAUAAAAAACAACUUAUCUAAAUUUGGCAUUACGUCUAUACCAGAGUUGCAUUAAGUGAUAUUUAGAACCGACUGUACGUUUUGCAAAGAAGAAUGCAAACGAUAUAUCAAAUGACUUUCGAUCAAUUCUGCUCUGAAAUAUGGAACAUUCUUGCGCGAUAAAGUCUAAUAAUGUCUAGGAAUUGUUUGUGGCAGUGUUGUUUUUACCAUAUGUUAGCUGUGUUUGCUGAAAUAUCGAAAUAUCUUCAUUGUAACAAAUAGACGUAUGAUAUAUUUGAAACGACGUCAGUGUCAAAUGAUUUUAUGACAGUUCUAUUAUGAUAUUUUUGAAAUCGUUAUAGUUUUAAGUUAUUAGAUGAGAAAUAUGCACGAGUUCUGCAGUGGAAAUAUUGCUUGACUUUAAGAGUGCAAUAUAAUUCCGCUAAAGAACGAGUGCAUAUAUUCCCGAUUCGAAUCUAAUAUUCUUUUUUAUAAUAUACGCAUCUCAAUAAAUUCUUAUUAUAUAAAUGAUAUAUACUAUUUUUGAACAAUUUAAACGCAACGACACAAAUGAAAAUGACGUCGCAAAUGACAUCAUGCCACCGAUAUGAAAUAUGAACGUAAAUGCGGUAAAAAAAUUGAAGUUUCAUGUUGUAAUGUAACUUACCGAAAUUUAUAACUGGGUAUAUUAUAUUGUGUCUUGUAAAAUGGUAAAUAUCUGUGUUGUCAGUGAGACACACUUUCAACAUAAUGUGUGUGAAUUUCUACAUAAAAUUAUAUUUGAAGAUAUCUAAAUGAAAUAUAUCGAAAGUACAAACGGAUGUAAUUGUAAUAUUUAAAUGCUAAGUAAUAUAUCUUAGAAUCUGAAAAAUCGGAGGUUUUCAAAUAUUUCAAAUAUUUCAAACAUUACAAAUGAUGAUUUGAAUAUUGUACAUGUCUAUACAUUUAAUGCACAAGUCUGUAAAUAAAUUUUGAAAGUUA
This is a messenger RNA of Mercenaria mercenaria, 6473 nucleotides long. RefSeq lists its product as uncharacterized. Lineage: Eukaryota; Metazoa; Mollusca; Bivalvia; Venerida; Veneridae. Bases 130 to 4101 code for a protein of 1323 amino acids. The record is from RefSeq and is a predicted model, not a curated record. The transcript has 6 exons.